AUGCACUGUAUCUGUCCUAAGAAAGCUCUUCUUAGGAGACAAACUUCUUGCAUGUUAAAUGAGCAAUUCUUAGAGCUGCUGCAAAGCAUGACUUCCUCUUCUGUUGUUGAUAAACCUCCGGUAAGACGGGUUGCUGUCUUCGGGGGAACUCAUGGCAAUGAGUUAUCAGGGGUAUUUUUGGUCAAGCACUGGCAAGAGAAUGGAGCUGAGAUUCAAAGAACAGGAAUGGAAGUGAAACCAUUUCUUACCAACCCAAGAGCUGUGAAGAAGUGUACUAGAUACAUUGACUGUGAUCUGAACCGUGUUUUUGACCCAGAUAAUCUUGGCAGGACAGUGGUGGAAGAUAUUCCAUAUGAAGUGAGAAGGGCUCAGGAAAUCAAUCAUAUAUUUGGUCCAAAAGGUAGUGAUGAUGCGUAUGACCUUAUUUUUGACCUUCACAACACCACUUCUAACAUGGGUGGUACCCUUAUUCUUGAAAACUCCAGGGAUGACUUUACAAUUCAAAUGUUUCAUUAUAUCAAGAACGCUUUGGCUCCAGAACACUGUCCUGUUUUGCUGAUUGAACAUCCAAGCUUGAAAUAUGCAACAACUCGAUCUGUAGCAAAACAUCCUGUUGGUGUGGAGGUGGGUCCCCAGCCACACGGUGUCCUUAGAGCUGAUACUUUGGACAAAAUGAGGAAGAUUGUCAAACAUGGCCUUGAUUUUGUGCAACUUUUUAAUGCAGGAAAGGAAUUUCCACCAUGUACAAUUGAGGUUUUUAAAAUAAUGGAGAAAGUAGAUUAUCCUAGGAAUAAGAAUGAUGAAGUUAUUGCUAUUAUUCACCCUAAACUGCAGGAUCAAGACUGGCAGCCACUGAACAAUGGUGAUCCUCUAUUUUUGACUCUUGAUGGAGAAGUAAUUGCAUAUAAAGGAGACUGCACAGUCUAUCCAACAUUUAUUAAUGAAGCUGCAUAUUAUGAGAAGAAGCAAGCUUUUGUAAAAACAGUAAAAAUGAAACUCACUGCAAAACACAUCAGAUCCUCAGUCUUAGACCAGAACACUUCUUAAAAGCUUAUUACAGAUUUUCAACACAAAAAGUUGAUUUCUUCUCUGUGAAAUCCAGUGUCAUUCAGUAGUAAUU
Antrostomus carolinensis (chuck-will's-widow) is the source of this 1120-nucleotide messenger RNA. RefSeq names its product aspartoacylase (gene ASPA). The record is from RefSeq and is a predicted model, not a curated record. The transcript is spliced from 7 exons. Gene Ontology annotation, cellular component: cytosol. The coding region runs from base 1 to 1047 and encodes 348 amino acids. Gene Ontology annotation, molecular function: hydrolase activity, acting on carbon-nitrogen (but not peptide) bonds, in linear amides; hydrolase activity, acting on ester bonds. NCBI's taxonomy places the organism in Eukaryota, Metazoa, Chordata, Aves, Caprimulgiformes, Caprimulgidae.